Messenger RNA from Anthostomella pinea, 430 nucleotides. Lineage: Eukaryota; Fungi; Ascomycota; Sordariomycetes; Xylariales; Xylariaceae. The record is from the annotation of a GenBank genome assembly.
CAUCACGGCGGUAUCUGCGGAAAUCGGAGAGGAGUCCGUGCGAGCCACCCCGGGGUACGCGAGCUCCCUGGUAGAGCUCAUCAGCGAGAUACCAGUCCAUGGAGUUGAGAGGCUGCAACGCAAGUUGUCGGUCGAUAUCAUGGACAUCAUUACGGCUGUCGCGUCGUCCGAGGACCAAAAGUCUCAUCUGAUUCGGACCGCGAUGAGGUUCGCCGAGGUAUACGGGAUAGACGUGUAUUGCCCCGAGGCAUACACGCCUUCAUCCUCGGUUGUCGCUGUCCGCGACCCGCCCAAAUUGGAGGAUUUUCGAAAUAUUGUCCUCCCAGACGACUAUGAUUCAGGUUGGUUUCUCCGUCUGUCGGCCAUCAUAGGCUUAGCUGUCUUCCUGGUGUUAGUGGUAGUGGAAGACGUGAUGAAGUCUGGAGCCUAA